GGGGGGGGAGUUGGAGGGAGGGAAGGAGAAGGAGAAAUCAUCUGCGAGAGGAGCGCUGGAAGACCUCUCCGUCCUCCAACUUCCCCGAGAGAGCGUGGAUGCUGGAAGGAGCCCCUUGGAUAUGGGAUCAUAUCUGGUUUAUCACAGCCUGGGUUUGAUCCUCUGCUGCUCCGUGCUGAGCUCGGUCUACGCUCUGGUGGAUGCUGAUGAUGUCAUCACCAAAGAGGAGCAGAUCUUUCUACUGCUAAAAGCCAAGGCCAAGUGCGAGCGACACCUGAAAGCCAAGGUGCCCAAGGUGCAUGAUGGCUUUUGUCUUCCUGAGUGGGAUGGUAUUGUCUGCUGGCCAGAAGGUGUGCCGGGCAAAGUGGUGGCUAUGCCAUGUCCUGAGUACAUCUAUGACUUCAAUCACAAAGGCCAUGCUUAUCGCCGGUGUGACCUGAAUGGAAGCUGGGAGCUGGUUCCAGGCAACAACCGCACCUGGGCGAACUACAGUGAAUGUGCCAAGUUCCUCACCAACGAGACAAGGGAGAGGGAGGUCUUUGAUCGCCUCUAUUUGAUUUAUACUGUUGGAUACUCCAUCUCUCUGGGAUCCCUCACAGUUGCUGUCCUUAUCCUGGGAUACUUCAGGCGUUUGCACUGCACUAGAAACUACAUCCACAUGCACCUGUUUGUCUCCUUCAUGUUGAGAGCUGUGAGCAUCUUCGUGAAGGAUGCGGUCUUGUACUCUGGGUCAGCCUUGGAGGAGAUGGAGAGGAUUUCUGAGGAAGACCUGAAAUCCAUAACUGAAGCACCUCCAGCAGAUAAGUCACAGUUUGUGGGUUGCAAAGUAGCAGUUACCUUCUUCCUCUACUUCCUGGCAACCAAUUACUACUGGAUUCUGGUGGAAGGGCUUUAUCUCCACAGCCUCAUCUUCAUGGCUUUUUUCUCAGAGAAGAAGUAUCUCUGGGGAUUCACGUUAUUUGGCUGGGGACUCCCUGCUGUAUUUGUUACAGCGUGGGCCAGCGUGAGAGCCACUCUAGCCGACACAGAGUGUUGGGACUUGAGUGCUGGCAAUUUAAAAUGGAUUAUUCAGGUGCCCAUCCUGGCAGCUAUCGUGGUAAAUUUUAUUCUUUUUAUCAAUAUUAUCAGAGUCCUAGCAACCAAGCUACGGGAAACAAAUGCAGGGAGGUGUGACUCACGACAACAGUACAGGAAGCUGCUGAAAUCUACCCUCGUCCUUAUGCCUCUGUUUGGCGUUCACUAUAUUGUUUUCAUGGCUAUGCCAUACACAGAUGUGUCAGGGAUUCUUUGGCAAGUUCAAAUGCACUAUGAAAUGCUGUUCAACUCUUUCCAGGGAUUUUUUGUUGCCAUCAUAUACUGUUUUUGCAAUGGAGAGGUCCAAGCAGAAAUAAAGAAGUCAUGGAGCAGGUGGACAUUAGCACUUGAUUUUAAAAGGAAAGCACGAAGUGGGAGCACAACCUACAGUUAUGGACCAAUGGUUUCCCACACCAGCAUCACAAAUGUAGCCACGAGAGGGGCACUUGCCCUUCAUCUCAAUACAAGACUUAUACCAGGGACCCUCAAUGGACACCGGAAUUUACCAGGUUAUGUAAAAAAUGGCUCUAUUUCUGAAAACUCUAUGCCUUCUUCUGGACCAGAGCAGUACAACAAAGAGGAAGAGUACCUGAAUGGCUCUGGGCUUUAUGAUGGAGACAGACCCACAGUACUUGUUGAAGAAGAAAGAGAGACAGUGAUGUAAGGAGAAGAAACAAAAGGAUGAAAAAGGUUCCUGGAGAGCAUUUAGUGGGCAAAAGAAUAUCAGGCCACACAAUGGAUGCCAAGGGUUUCCAUGCCUUUUCUCUGUUCUGUGGAACGAGAGGUUAAGUUAUAUGGAAAAAAAAAAAAAAGCCACCAACGUGGCCAGUGGUUGAUCACACACAUAUACCCAGUGAUCUCAGUCUCCCCAGUGUUAAUGGAGGCAGGGCUAUCCACAGGCCUUGCUACAUGCUGAACAACAGAGAUACUGAGAGUUUGUGGGGAGGGUUGCACAGCAGCACGCAGUCCUUUCACUUCUUGGAGAACUUGGGCAGUCAAGGAGGAUGGGAAUCUCACCCAGUAAAGCAAGAGUCUUGCGGGGAGCAUACAUUGUCAUCUUCUUGCAAGGGUACAAGCCACCUGGGCAUCAGUGUCUUUGGUUUGGUUUGCUCUGUCCUUUUUGAAUCUGUCUGGUAACACACAUGAGAAUGACCAAGGCCCUUUGGGUACCACAGCUGUCCAUUCUUGCAGCCAAGUUCUUAAUGUGCACAGCUUGGUACAACUUGGGACAUAUUCUUCCCUUGGGCAUUCUCACUCCUUGGCAAACAGCUCCUCUGGGAUGGGCAGGUUUAACAGCUCAUGGUCACUAGAUGAAGGCAAAAAACUAUAUUCUUCUUUCCUUGACUUGAGUACCAUAGCAAGCCAGAAACCAGUGCAAUUUUAAGAUGGGAAAUGCAGUUAACAGAGUGUGUGACAUAUUUAGUGUGACAUUUUCAGUCUUCCAGAUCCAGCAGUAGAGAUGGGCCCACCCUGCCUGCUCCCAGGCAGUUUGAGAUGGGGAGGGUGUUUGCAGAUCUUCAGCUGUGUGUCUGUGUGUGCGUGUGGCUAAAAUCAGCUCAGAAGGUCGCUAUCUCAGCCUCCCUCUUUGUGGAUGCUCAUGGAAACAGACAUCAGUAAUGUUCUUAUAAAGUUACACAUUUCUUCUCAUUCUCCCCUCUAAAUUACUUGUUUCUCACUAAUCCAAACACUCAUGAAGAGAAACACAAGAUGCUGGAUACAGUCAGGCAAGCUUGCUUUCAUGAGGUUCAAGGGCAAAAUCUGCUGGGUGUAAGCACAGAGAUGGCUCGUGGACAGUCACCUUCUGAGCAUCUUCUUUCUUUCUCAUUCUUAGUGGUCAAGACACUCAAAUGAAUCACACAUACAUACAGACACCUGGCCCGCAUCUUCGCUGGUGUGAUUAAGUAUAAUUUCAGCCAAAGUCACUGAUUUUGCCCAGAGACGCUUAGAAGAGGAAAUAUUGGGGUUGCCUGAGAAGGGAAGAGCAGAAGAAAAUUUAGUUUAGAUGUUCAGAAGAAAAUCUUUAAUCAGAGAGUGGAGAUGCACUGGUACAGGCUGCUCAGGCAAGCUGUGGGUGCUCCAUCUCUGGAGGUGCUCAAGGUCAAACUGGAUGGGGCCCUGGGCAGCCUCAGCUGGUGGGGGGCAACCAGUCCAUGGUUGGAACCAGAUUGGCUUUAAGAUCCCUUCCAACCCAACCAUUCUAUGAUUCUAUAAAAUGCCUGAUUCCUACAGGAGAGAGAGACCAGAGUCUUUUGUCACUUGCUGGUGGUUUUUGCAAGGAGAGCCAGAAGGUUGUUUCCUGACACAACUCAUGUCUUCAGCAGUGACAAAGAGAUAUGGCUCUUGUUGGCCAACAGUGUUUUGUCCUUCACACUUCAACCAGGUGAGCAGCUAGGAAAAGGUCUUUUCCAGUUCGGAAGCAUGAUUCAGAAUUUCACAGCAAUGGGAAAUUAGGAAUGGUGACCAAACUUGUCACUUGUCACUCAAAGAGAAGACUCUGGUUGAGCUGGCUUGGAUCCUCUCUUCAGCCCAUCGUAUGUCAGUAUUCCUUUGCUGCAGUCUGAGAGUCAGACCCUCACGGUUGUUUUAUUUCUUCCAGAUAAGUUUCUGGAAGCUGAAGUAUUUUUUACUCCACCUGGCUGUUACUGAAAUGGAGCAGAGAUCAGUCAUUGGAGCAGUUUGCAGAAGUCUUUUAGGAUGCAGGUGGGGCCUGUGGAAUGUCUUACCAUCUAUCCUGAUCCUUUAGGUAUGUCUGCUUUGGCAUAUCAACCAGUGCUUCUGAGAUGCAUCCACUCACUUCACACUGCAAGCUCUGAGUAUGUAUGAAGGACUAAAUCCUCCAAAAUUCUGAAGGAGGUCAGGGUGAGCCUAGAGAUCUUGACUGUGUUUUCUGUGUCUCACAUCUUCAGGCAACUUCUCAAGUUGAAGCCCAGUGUAGUAACAAGCCUCCUUGCCUUGGCAUCUCUGGGCUUUUGAUUUGGACUUGGUAGGGAGCGUGGUGGCUAAGAGUCAAUCCUCUGCAAGGCACUGAAGCACCUCUCAAACAGCUGCAGACCUACAUGAGCCAGUCUUUAAAAGCCAGUAUUUAUUUGUGAUGUUCGGGGUUUUUUUUUUUCCUUAUUUUGUAUCAUCAGAAUAACUCAAAACUCCUCAUAACCAUUUACCACCACACGGCAGCUAUUGAAACAUCGCGUUUGCAAAGCAUCGCUUUUUUUCUUUUCCUCAUGCUCUCUUAUUGUUCUUGUUGCUUCUGUGAGCAAUAAUAAGAAUGCUAACAGUGGUAUUACAGAGGCGUUAAGUAAUCUUGCAAGAGAAGUCAGCUCUAGUGAAAGUUUGGCAUGGAGAGCUCUGCAGAAAUCUGUGUCAGCCCUGCUCUGCUCGCUGCUCGCCUUUUCCUCACAGACAUUGGCACAGCCUCAGGAGGGAAUCAAAGGGGCAGAAGUUCUUACUAGAGUGUGUACAGCUGUUAUUCAGCAUCCCCUGUGGCUGAGCUGCCAAUGAGAGAGAAACACACUGAGUGUGCUGGCUCUGGUUUUCUGCCCUUCCAGAAGUACGUUGUGCUUAAAACGUGCCAAGUAGAUGUAAUGACCUUCCUUUUUUUUUUUCUCACUCAGAGGAAUUACUUGGUAUCAUUUCACUGGUGGGACAAAACAAAAAGGCAUACAAAAUAAAAGCCACCAACAAAACACCAAAAACACUAGUGAUUCACUGUUUAUUUGUGCUUCUUACAGAGGACUCAAGAUUAAUAACAUGUUUGGCAAUUGCUUAACAAAGUUCAGGGGAUUAGCAAAACCCGUAAAAUGAGUUAUAAACAAAUUCAGCACCCCUCAUAAACAGAAAUGCAUUCAUCACUAGAUUGUUGAGAAUAAAUGCUUAGAAACUGGUGUUGAAUGUAGAUAAAAUUUACAUGCAUGAGGAAUGUGCAUGGGAAGAAGUAUUUUCUUGAUCUUUUCAAAUACCGAUCGUACACAGUAGAUUCUUUUUCCUUGGUGUUUGUGUUAAGGAAAAAUAAAGGGAAAAUGCCUAUACCAUAACAGGGGAAUACUUCUGCUUUUAAAGAUAUGGUAGAAUGUAAUGUCAAAGUCUGUUCCUGUCCUUCUUGUGCUGAUUGCAGACAGCACUGUUGGCUGAGCAUACAGGCUAUGCUGUAUUAGCCAGGGAUCCAAGGGCAUUCUCUACUUUCUCUUUGAGAGGAAAAGAUUAGAUCCAUGGUGCUUUAAAACCAAAAUUUGCUGUUGCUGUUUUCAUUUGUCCUGGAAGGGCAGAGAGCCAAAAUGUUUAGAUAUGGAAUAUGGUCACCUUCAAUUUUCUCCAUCACCAGGAGAUGCAGGCACUUGCAAGCACAGGGCUGAGAGCUGUCCCUGUUCUUUACAGGGGAGCUGGACUUAGAUGGCCAGUAAGGGUCCCUUCCAACUCAACUGAUUCUAUGGUUCUAUGAUUCCAUGUCAUUUUAUCCCCGUGCAAAGGUCUGGUCCUCUACAGGGUGACAGUUCCCAUGCUGUCUGAUUUACACAUGGGCAGAGAGACAUCCUCAAGCUCACUUCUAGCAGAGGCAAAGGCUUGACGAACCUGCUUGCCUCUAUUUCACCACCUUUCUUUCCUCCAUGGUGUCAGCUUUAUGUCCUUUUCUUCCCAUCCUGUAAACCAGCUGACAGUAUGCAGGACGGGUUGCCACUGAGAUGCUGGACUUGGUCAGGAAUCUCUCUCUCUGGCAGGUUCAUCUUGUGGUACCCAGCCCUGCACCUCAUCUAUCCCACCCAUAGCAGCUCAGUCUGCUAACAAUCCUAAUAAUUCUACUUGAUCUACCUCCUUUCUGAAUAGACAUAGAAAUGUUAACAUUUCUUGGACUCGUAUUUCUUAAGGAUGACUUUUGGCAGCUCCUCAUCAUUACUGCUUCGGCUGCAUUUGUGCAGACCAUUGUUCUUACACCUUCUAUGAACUGCUUUGUCUUAGUUCAGAUGAGAUCAUGUCUUGUCCCCUUCCUCACCAUUCCUCAGCUCUGCUGCAUCUUGUCUGAUGCAUAUUAGAGCCAAAUCAGUUGACAAAGUUCUCCCAAAAAUUGAACUGCUCAGCCAGGGACUGGCUUGCUUUAUUUGUUUAUGGGCAAUUGGCUGAAAGCUGCAGAACAUCCAUGGAGCUGGUAAGAAUUUUUUUUUGUUUUUUAAAGACUGAAAAUACACUAAGCACGAAGAUCUCCAGUUUUCAUUCCUUUUAUUGUUUGGAUGGAUUCAAUGGCUGUCUUAAAAGUUUUUAGACUUCUGAGUUCAGUCUUUCAAAAAGUUAAGGCACCUCAGUGUGUUUGGUUUUCUUGUUUUUCCACGGGCUAAUUUUUUCUGCAUAACUUCCACCUAGAAUUCAUUGGCAGCUGCAAGUGGGAUUACUGAUAACAAGGACGUUCUCAGUUCAUCUGUAUCUCUCACUCUCUUCAGAGUUUCUUUUUCUUGAGAUAGGACUGCAUGAAAUAAGAGAAAGCACUUUAAGAGUUGACCUUCAAUGGAGAGGUUGUAUGAACCUGUGAAGUCCUUUCAUAUGCAAUGUUGCUUCUUAUUCAACUGUGCCUUUUUCCACCUAUUGUUGCCCAUGAGUUUGCCAAAGCCCAUCUGUGCCUUCUCAUAGAAAGUUAUGCAGCAGUAUCAUGGUUCACAUCCUCUCUCCUGGGCUUUAUCUGAACUUUGUGACAUUUUGGCUGUAAGAGGAAGCAAAAGGAAAAUGAUCUGGGGCAGCAUUUUACAGCCUUUGGGGUUAAGGGUUUGGUGUGUGCCUCCUCAGCCCUGUAGCCUUUGUCACAAAUGGGCAUUGCUCUGGUGGCUGCAAAUUGUAAAUCAUUCAGCAUGUAAGGAAGAUUUAUUUUAAGGCCACGGGCAGAUUAAGGAAGGUCUUCACCGUGCCACUUUCCCACUAAGAACACUUGCUGGGGGAGAAAUCAUGUUGCACUCUCAGGCAAGUCUAGGGAAAUUGAUGUAUUUAUUUAUUUUUAAUAUAAUGGAACAGGUUUGAUUUUUUUUCUUAUUGUUAUUUUUACUUCUACUGCUGACGGGUUGCCACAUUCUGCAGCAUAAAUAUAUGGACAUAUAUGAUAUUUCUGGCAAGCUACGGAGGUGUUCAGGCAUCCAGUGUGACUCUCCAGACAGAGUAGAUUUUAUAUCCCAUUCCUCUAGAGUAUCUUGAAAUGAGAAAAAAUAUUAAACUGUAAAGGAAAUGGGUUUGCGAAAGACCCUAUAAAUACAUUUCCAUCAUGAACAGCCAGGGUUGUCUAAAUUUGCCUCGAAACAUAAAGUUUCAUAAAUGGUGUGAGUAAAAUAAGAGGGAUGUCCAUCUCUGUGGAUGUCCAUUGGAAGGCAGCUCUCCUAUUUUUGCCUACAGAGGAGAAAGGUUGAGCCUAUUGGACAGCAAAUACUGUUGGCCCAGAGGAACGUAUUGUUUUGAGGCAGCAGUUCCAUUUGUAUAACGGUUAUUGGGCUCACCCUGUUCCACUCAAACUAUUUUUAUGGCCUCUCACAGAAUCAAAACUUAAGCUUAGGUCAUAUCUAAUGGUGGCAGAGCAGAAGAAAGUAGAGAUGGGUUGUUGCAAAGACACAUGAUUAAUUAAAGGAGACUGAAAUAUUGGAGGUUUUUCCAAUAAUGACGUGUUGCCUGGAAAGUCUGAGCCAGAAAUCUGGUCUCCCUGGUGUUUUCUCAUGCUCUUUGGGGUGCAUGGAGGUGCAUGGACACACAGCUGAGAACCCACCCGUGUCCAGCUUCUGGUCAUGUAAAAGCUCACUGAAUGAAAAACAGUGACCUUGCCCUGAAAGUCUUACCAGAAGUGUUGUUAAUGAGCUUCAUUUAGUGGUUAGCCCAGAGUUUAUUUGGUGUCUGUAUAUGAAGGCUGAUAGUAAGCAGAGGAUCUCCAAAUCCUAGUAUACUUUUUGUUCAGUGCUCGUAAAUAUCUUCACUGACUGCUCCUUGAUUUGUAAGUGCUUCUUAGAGCAGAGAUCUACUGAAAGUCCAACAGUUGAAUCUGAGGCUGAGACUUGGUCUUUUGUCAGUGCUAGCAGUCCCCCACCUCACCUGUAGCAUUAGGUGGUGGUGCUCCAGAGCAACAGGGGAAAUAGAACCAGCAGCUUCCUUGUAUCUUUGACACAGCUUCUUCCUAGUGGGUAGAAAAGCCCAAAAGGACCUUUGCUGAUGAUCUCUGCUGAGUGGACACCUCUUCUCUUCUACCCUCAGGUCUUGGUUUAUUGGGCAUGGUGGGGAUGGGCUGGUGGUUGGACUAGGUGAUCUUAGAGGUCUUUUCCAACCUUAAUGAUCCCAUGAUUCUAUGAUUCUAAAUUCAGGUUGGCUGGAGUUUUUCUCUACAUUUACUUUCCUUUCUUUCCAACCUGGCUCUAGAAAAAGAAACCCCUAAAACUUAUUUAAAGAACUCCUUGUAAGCAUUUCUUUUUUUCCAUUUUUCCUGGAUGCAGAUCCAGGCUUUUUAAUGGCUCGAAGCCAAUCUCAACUCUCAGAAUCAAAACCAAUCUGAAACAUCGGGAUGGGAACAUAAUUUGCUCAGAUCAGUUGUACCACACCCUCAUGCAGGGAGCAUUGGCACCCUGACAGAGCUGAAACAUUGGUGUGACAACAUAGUCUUUUAUUUUUGGUGCAUUUUUAAGACAAGAGAACCAAGAGCAAGAACUAGACUAGCUUCCUUUUAAGUUUAAGAAUGAUUAUAAACAAGAAAAAAAGUAAUAAUAAGUCAUUCUUUAUUUAUCUCAUCAUAUUCUGUUGAAUGCUCUGAUGGUUACCAUGGAGUGUCUGGUGUUCUGGCUUCUCCUUGGCAGGAGGAGUCCUCUGUGGUGGAGAGAACAGAUAAAAUGAGUGGACAGAGUAAUGUGAAGCCAAUCCCUAGGGCAGGACAGUCAGGAACAGAUCUGAUGUUGAUUUUAUAUUCACUGGCAGAAGGCAGGAGCUGCUCCUCUGAAGUUAAUUGAGUUAACUCAGUCGCAAGCCAAGGCAAAACAGAUCUGAAUCUGGACCACAGUUCAGAACUCAUUUACAGUUUGCAUAAUGGAAUUAAAAUAAAGCUUCCAACUCUAACUACAGAAGUAGUCUGCUGAGAAUUGGACACCCAGCUUGCUGUUUGGGAUUAAAUGACACCCAAGACAUCAGCCAUCACAUGAAAUGUUUUAUCUGUGCCUGCCCAGAUUACUCUGUUCUCCCCACUGUGAUCCCUUAGCCAUACUCAGCUGUUUCAGCUGGUAGGGAUUUUCCUUAGCCCCUUCUUUUUUCUUUUUCUUUUUUUUUUUCCUAUCUUACUUCUAGUUUUCAUGCCAGCUUUCAGGUUUCAGCUAGUCCCACAGUUUCAAAGUUCAAGAUAAUGUCACCAUGUUGCCAGGAUUUGAGAGGCAAGUGGGAAAAAGAAUGUGAGAAGCUAAUGGAAGUUACAGGGGAGCAUUAAAAGGACUAUCAAGUAAGGUUCAGUGAAAUCUUUCCCACAGACCAGGGAAAGGUUUGCUGACCUCGGCAUAGAAUUUCAGCCUCCAACUGAACUCGAUCAUGUUUUGCUCAUUGAAGGUCUUGAGCUGUUCAGUAUGACCUGCAAAUCUCACCCACCGUAUUUCCAUUGUCAAGGGGCUUGGGUUUAGAUCUGACAUUGUUGUUAAAUAUUCCUGUUUAUGAUUAUUGUAAUGUUAAUGCUCUGGUCUGCUCAUUUUUGUGGUUUUUGUGUCCUUCUCUAGAUUGGUCCAUUAGUGUUGCUUUGGGGGCGCUUGCAGAACUGUUUCUUGAGUUGCCUUUGCAUCUCUGGUGUGUACCCAACCAGGACUGUCAGCAGGUUGAAUGCAUCAGUACUGAUGGGCAGCAGUGUUGCUUUGAAAGGGAACCAAAGGCAGUAUUUGCAAGAGCACAACAAAUUUUGUCACAAUUUGGAACGGAUUUGCAAGACUCCAGAGAGGCAGGGCUGGGCUGGAUAUCACCUCAGUCUGACACUGCACAGGGGCCAGGAACAAAAGAAAAAGGGAAGGAAGAGCUGAACCAGAUGAGCAUCAGUAAUUAAGGAGUCCUAUAAGUUUGUCUUCUUUUCAGGCAGGCUCCCCUAUCCAGCACAGAUUGAACAGAGCUGGACACUGUUGCAUGAUUGCACUCCCUCCUAAGCAGAAAAUGUUAAGAGCAAAUGGGGGAUUCAACAAAUCCUGUGCAAAUUUCUCUUCCUGAUUCUCACUGGCUCUUUUUCUUUCCUUUUUUCUUUGGGGAAAAAAAAAAAAACAAAAACAUUAGGGUAAUCUUAGUACAAGAACCUGGUUGUCAAACCCAUUUCUCCAGGGUCCCGCAGAGAAGCUUCUCUCUUUGACCUUAGGAAUUGGGAUUUUUUUUUUUUUUUUUUUU
Messenger RNA from Lagopus muta (rock ptarmigan), 10413 nucleotides. It is a transcript of the gene PTH1R, whose product is annotated as parathyroid hormone 1 receptor. The transcript is spliced from 13 exons. The record is from RefSeq and is a predicted model, not a curated record. The coding region runs from base 122 to 1738 and encodes 538 amino acids. Gene Ontology annotation, cellular component: plasma membrane. Gene Ontology annotation, biological process: adenylate cyclase-activating G protein-coupled receptor signaling pathway; intracellular calcium ion homeostasis; cell surface receptor signaling pathway. Lineage: Eukaryota; Metazoa; Chordata; Aves; Galliformes; Phasianidae. Gene Ontology annotation, molecular function: parathyroid hormone receptor activity; peptide hormone binding; G protein-coupled peptide receptor activity.